Aedes aegypti (yellow fever mosquito) is the source of this 2725-nucleotide messenger RNA. It is a transcript of the gene rt, whose product is annotated as protein O-mannosyltransferase 1. Gene Ontology annotation, cellular component: endoplasmic reticulum; membrane. The record is from RefSeq and is a predicted model, not a curated record. Gene Ontology annotation, molecular function: dolichyl-phosphate-mannose-protein mannosyltransferase activity. Bases 214 to 2604 code for a protein of 796 amino acids. NCBI's taxonomy places the organism in Eukaryota, Metazoa, Arthropoda, Insecta, Diptera, Culicidae. Gene Ontology annotation, biological process: protein O-linked glycosylation via mannose. The transcript has 4 exons.
ACCAGCACUACGGUGAUCGGUCCAGUCCCGUUCAGAUUAUUGCUGCGUCGAGAUGUGUUCCGCUACGUUCUCAUUGUCUUGACUCACUGACAUUGCUCAAUCACAUUUCCCACGCAUGCACUAGUUCCACACCCUAAACUGUGCUUCAAAUAGACCAAUGUAGUAUCAUUCUGAAGUUCCAUUGCACUAAGAUUCGAAAAUCCGAAAGUCAAAAUGGAAACAAUCACCACCUCGCAAGAGGAAUCGAGCUUACGCAACCGAAAAACGCAACGAAAAGGAAAGUCCACCGCGGAAGAAACGAAAAAUGCGGAAAACAGUUCCAUCGUUGGUGACGGGGAAAACAAACAGAAACUGCAACGCGACAAUGGCGACGAACCCGAAAAGCUCAAAACCAAAUCUCCUCCAGCCAAUGUCAGUGGGCAAAGUGGUCGUGGAAGCGUGAAAUCAGACAAUGAGCCCCGUUUCGUGAUCCGGGUUCAACUGGACGGGGCUUCGGUGGUAUUGUUUGUGCUGUCGUUUGUGACACGGUUCUUUAGGCUCAGCCAUCCGAAUGGGGUCGUCUUCGACGAGAUACACUAUGGGAGGUUUGCCUCGCUAUACCUCCGGAAUACGUUCUAUUUCGAUCAACAUCCGCCUCUGGGAAAGAUGCUGAUAGCGGGAGCUGCCAGUGCCGUGGGAUACAACGGGAAGUUUGAAUUCCCGAAAAUUGGUAGCGAAUACGAUGCGAGCGUUCCCAUCUUUGCCUUCCGUUUCGUACCGGCACUUUGCGGAAGUUUGUUGGCCCCAGUCGUCUACAGCAUCCUUCGUCAGCUGAAACUCAGCCAAUCAAUUGCCAUCAUCGGUGGACUACUGAUUGUAUUUGACAACGCCCUACUCACACAUUCCCGAUUCAUUCUGAUGGAACCGAUGUUGCUGCUGUUCUCCGCCGUUGGCCUCCUGUUCGUGCUCAAAUUCCUCAACAGUCAACCAUUCUCCGUUCGCUGGUGGUCUUUCGGAGCCCUUGCCGCUGCAUCGCUCACCGCUGGAGUUUGCGUCAAAUAUGUUGGAUUUUUCAGCUACGUUCUGGCAUGCUACAUCAUCGGUCGUCACGUCUGGAUGCAACUGCCAGAUCGAAACCAAUCAAACAUGCACCUGCUCGUGAAGGGUCUUACCAAAGCCACACUCUUCAUUUCCGUUUCUAUUGCGCUAUAUCUCGGUUGCUUCUACAUCCACUUGGAAACCCUGAACAAAGCGGGUCCCCAUGAUAGCGUUAUGACCAGCGCUUUUCAAGCUUCACUUGAAGGUGGCCUUGCGUCCAUUACCAAAGGGCAACCGCUUCGUAUCCAACAUGGAUCUCAGAUCACUUUGAAGCACACCCAUGGACGAGUUUGCUGGAUGCAUUCGCAUGCCCACGUCUACCCGAUAAAAUACAAAGACGGUCGAGGCUCUAGUCAUCAACAGCAAGUCACUUGCUACGGGUUCAAGGACGUUAACAAUUGGUGGAUUGUGAAACGACCGGAAAAAGAGAACAUCGUGGUUGGUGAAGAACCGGACUACAUCCAGGAUGGAGAUGUUAUCCAGCUGGUUCAUGGCGUUACGAGUCGUGCAUUGAAUUCACAUGACGUGGCUUCAGCAAUGACUCCGCUCAGUCAAGAAGUGUCCUGCUACAUCGACUACAACAUUUCCAUGCCAGCUAAUCUGCUGUGGAAGGUUGAGAUAAUCAACGCCAAAGAUUCGAAGAACAAAUGGAACGCCAUCACAUCGCAGAUUCGAUUGAUUCACGUCGCAACCAACGCUGCACUGAAGUUCACCGGCGAGCAGCUUCCAGAUUGGGGAUUCAAUCAGUUUGAAAUUGCUGCCGAUCGAAGGCAGUACACAAUCGAUACCAUUUGGAACGUGGAGGAACAUCGUUAUACUCAGGACGCAGAAAGGAAGGACGUACUGGAGAAGUUGUUGAAAACGGAGAUGAUACCACUGGAACCGACAAAAUUAUCUUUUUGGGACAAAUUCAGCGAGCUGCAGAUGAAGAUGUUACUUCAUGCGGAAAAAAUGGAAGGCCAUAUGUACUCAUCGGAACCAUUCGAUUGGCCUCUGAUGGACAAGGGAAUUGCUUACUGGGUGGAUGGUUCAUCGAAUGCACAGAUUCACCUGCUCGGAAAUCUAGUCAUCUGGUACUCGGCUACGCUAGCAAUCGUGGCGUACAUCGGCUUACUGGUGUUCUACCUAAUUAGACGCAGAAGAAAGUUCUUCGACCUGAGUGAGGAUGAAUGGCAGCAGUUUCGAUUUGGAGGCGAAAUUUUCCUUGCCGGAUACUUGAUCCACUAUUUGCCAUACUAUUUUGUGGAAAGAACGUUGUUCUUGUACAACUACUUACCAGCACUUCUGUACAAGAUUCUACUGCUUUGUUUUGUAUUGGAACAUAUUCAGCUGGUGAUCAAGAAAUUUGUCAAAGCCCAAUUGGUCUCCGUCAUCUAUAGCGCCGUUCUCUAUGCUUGGGUGGCUGGAGUGAUCUACUUCUUUGGCAAGUUUAGCGUACUCAGCUAUGGCACCACCGAGCUCAGUGCCGACGAUGUUCUGAAACUGCGGCUGAAGGACACCUGGGAUCUGAUUGUUCAUAAACCUUAGGCGGGAAAUGUUUAAGUUUAUAAAUUUUAAUAGAAAUACUCGUUUUACAUGUUUCCGAAAUAGCUGUACACAAACAAUGCGAUAUGUUGUAAAAAUUAUAAGCAAUACUCAUAUGAUAAAA